GAGAAGGGUUAGCUCGGUAGCCGCUAACGGUUUGGAACUCUCCGCAGCGCGAGCCCUGACAGCGGGGGUGGGGCGGAGCGCGCGGCACUGAGGAGCGAGAGAGACCGAGAGGCGGCGGCGGGGACUGGGCGGCCAUGGCCUACGCGUAUCUCUUCAAAUAUAUCAUCAUUGGGGACACAGGUGUUGGGAAAUCAUGUUUAUUAUUACAAUUUACAGACAAGAGGUUUCAACCAGUGCAUGACCUUACUAUUGGUGUAGAAUUUGGUGCUCGAAUGAUAACAAUUGAUGGAAAACAGAUAAAACUUCAGAUAUGGGAUACGGCAGGGCAAGAGUCCUUCCGCUCCAUCACAAGGUCAUACUACAGAGGGGCAGCAGGGGCUUUACUAGUAUAUGACAUUACAAGGAGAGACACUUUUAAUCACUUGACAACCUGGUUAGAAGAUGCUCGCCAGCAUUCCAAUUCCAACAUGGUCAUUAUGCUUAUUGGAAAUAAAAGUGACUUAGAAUCUAGAAGAGAAGUGAAAAAAGAAGAAGGUGAAGCAUUUGCACGAGAGCAUGGACUUAUUUUUAUGGAGACAUCUGCCAAAACUGCUUCUAAUGUCGAGGAGGCAUUUAUUAAUACAGCAAAAGAAAUCUAUGAGAAAAUCCAAGAAGGAGUCUUUGAUAUUAAUAAUGAGGCAAAUGGUAUUAAAAUUGGCCCUCAGCAUGCUGCUAGUAAUGCAACACUUGCAGGCAAUCAGGGAGGACAACAAGCUGGUGGAGGCUGCUGUUGAACCUAUUUUUACUUUCUAGCUUCCCAAAUGGGGCCCACUAACUUGUUCUUUCACCCCCCCCCCACCGCAGCUCAACUGAGACAUGAAACUAUUGUAAGUUGGUUUCAUGUGGCAGAAGAAGACUUUAUCCUUCAACUUCUUGUAUAACUUUGAAUAAAUGGUUAAUGUUCACUUAAAGACAGAUUUUGGAGAUUGUAUUCAUAUCUAUUUACAUUUGAUUUCUAGCUCAAUUGAUGUGAUUAUUUUUGUUAAAUGUUGUCUUGUGCCCUUGACUACAAACUGAAUUGUAUUAAACACUACAAAGUCAUCUGAGUAUUUUAAUCAGUUUGUGUAGUUAGGUUUCCCAGCUACUGUGGUUACCUAAUGUUUAAUAUUGUAGAGCUGUCCAAGUUUUUUGUCAAUUUUCAAGGCUAUAAAGAAAAGCAGAAGGACUCUUUUAAUUCUGUAUUUAUCAUUUACUUUCUGUAUAUAUAGUUUAAUAACCUGCUUGGGUGUAUUUGCCAAGCUAUAAUUCUUUAAUGCAUUUGCAUAAAUUCUAUACUAUUUAGAGCUUGAAAACUACAGAAACAUUAUUAGAAAUCGCUUGGAUGCUGAAUUUUAAACCUUUUUGACAUUAUUAGCAUGUUCAUCCUCUCUGCCAUUAUCCUCAAGUCCAAGAAAAAUGCUUAAUGUAUAUUACUGGAAGCUACAUAUGUGUUAACUAUUUUAAUGCCAAAUGUUCGCUGUUUUGUCCACAAUUUCCACAGCACCUCUUCAGAAAUGGAUAGUUGUUUGCCUUAAUGAAUACUGUAGGUAAAAACACAGUAUAAUGAAUGAAAAAUACAGGCGGAAUUGAUGCCCUUUUAAAAUGACACAUUAUGAAGACUGAUGUUUUUCUUUUUUUUCUUGUUUACUGCUUGAUUUCUCAGUAUAUUUUUCAUGCAGGACAGUUUUUCAACCUAGUUGUACAGUGACUGUGUAAAGUUUUCUUUCAGUGGCAACUUGUAAUCCUAAAUAUAUGGUAAGCAUCUUGUCUGUUGUGAAAGGGGUGUGAUAAAAGCCAAAACUGGAAAUGCUUUGGUACUUUACUCAAUGUGGUGGUUUAUUUUAUUUUUUCUCACAAUGAAAUAGUUAACAGUGCAAAAUAAAAUUUUGUGUUUAAGUAUUUAAACUGGUUAAGGUGCAGAAUAUUAAUGUUGGUCUGACUGUAAAUGCGGAAACAACUUCCCAUUAUUUUUCAUAUAUAUAUAUACACAUUCAGAAAUAAAGGGGUGACACCGAUGCUAGCUCAUGCUUCAUAUACCUCCCUAAAGAGAAGAAUUUCAGCUACAAGUUUUGUUUUAAUGGACCAGGAGAGACUGAGGCAUAAAUUGGGGGGGGGCACGGAGUCGCCCUCAAUUCACCUACACUUACUGUCAAGCUACAAAAGGGAACAUUAACAUCAGAAGUGAUAAUGCUCAAUCUGAGAAGCGUAACAUAGCAAUGGUUCUGAGAUUAAAUAAAGUUUAAAAGUA
Chelonoidis abingdonii (Abingdon island giant tortoise) is the source of this 2266-nucleotide messenger RNA. RefSeq names its product RAB2A, member RAS oncogene family (gene RAB2A). Gene Ontology annotation, molecular function: GTP binding; GTPase activity. The record is from RefSeq and is a predicted model, not a curated record. Lineage: Eukaryota; Metazoa; Chordata; Testudines; Testudinidae.